CCCCCUUGCCUUUCCCUCACCACCAUGUCUGGUCCCUACGUUCUCCUUCAGUUUGGUGCAGACCCAUUUAAUCUCAAGUUUGAAGACUUGGAAGGCCGGCCUGCAUUCACUGUCAAGGAGGUUGAAGAAAACCCCAAUCUUGUGGUGCAGAUAUCUCGGGAAGCCGACUGGAGGCAGCAACAUCCGGACAUCAUGGGUCCCAAUAACUCCUACCUGUACUUUGGCCCUUCGAAAUCCCCAGGUUACCUUGUGUAUGGUAAUGGUCCUACACAAUCCAUGAUGGGUACUAUCAAACAGAAGAAAGAAGGUAGCACAUCUCGCUACUUCCCAGCGCAAAAUGGUAAAGAGUUUAAAUGGAGAGUCAUGCCGCAAAAGAUGGAGUGCAUGGAAGGGCGUAACAUCAUAGCUGUUUGGGAGCUCAGCCAACCGGAGGACAUUUUCACUGCUCGACUGACUAUCAGACACCCCGGACUUGCUACUGUUACCGAACUAUUCACGGCUCUAUCUCUCAAUCGUAUGGCACAAGCUUUGAACUGGAAUCAAUAAUAUUUUUGCCCCAA
Molecule: messenger RNA, 560 nt
Organism: Serpula lacrymans var. lacrymans S7.9
Lineage: Eukaryota; Fungi; Basidiomycota; Agaricomycetes; Boletales; Serpulaceae
Exons: 5
Coding region: 25-546 (173 amino acids)
Source: RefSeq, a predicted model, not a curated record